Messenger RNA from Salvia splendens (bonfire salvia), 1941 nucleotides. RefSeq names its product probable polygalacturonase. The transcript has 5 exons. The record is from RefSeq and is a predicted model, not a curated record. Lineage: Eukaryota; Viridiplantae; Streptophyta; Magnoliopsida; Lamiales; Lamiaceae. The coding region runs from base 524 to 1861 and encodes 445 amino acids. Gene Ontology annotation, biological process: carbohydrate metabolic process. Gene Ontology annotation, molecular function: polygalacturonase activity.
UAUAAAUAAUUGUGAACGCUAUUUUCUGCUCAAAAUCUCUCUCCUCAAAAUCUCUCUCUGUUCUCUCUCUCUCUGUCUCUCUCUCUCUCUUUCAUUUCGCGGCAAAGACAAGCGCUUGUUGACAGACACUACCUUCAUUUUCCUCACUUCAGGUGCAAUCCAGAACUCUGUUCGUUUUUGGAAGCAGUUAUUUUCUCCAUUGGAUAAUCGGAUAGCUUCUAAUUUCUCGUUUUCUCAACAAUUUUUAUUUAUUUAUUUUGGAACUGCAGAUUUAUCAAUCAUCAUAGAAGAUUUGCAUUUGGAGUUUUCCCCUCGGAUUAUUUCCAGAUCUCUGCUCACCUUUUGCGGCGUUUUACUUUGCAAAAAAUCAUUAAAAAGUUUGCUACUCUUUCAUCUACACUCCGCUUAACUUCUCUCUCCUUGCUGCCUUGUGUUUGCUUUGGUUGUUUUCUCUCUAAAUUAGCAAGGAAACUCCUACCGUGUUUUUUGUUUUCCGUGGAAAAUCUGAAUCGAAUUAGGUCGAAUGUAUCGCUGCGGUUGGUCAUUUUGGUUUUGUAUUGUAACGUUACUACUAUUAUCGAUCAAUUUUGGAGAAUUUGCCAAUGCUGAUUGGGCAACUUGCUCCGGAAUCGUUCCGAUGAGUUACCGGAACGAUAAGAUUUCGAUAACGGACUUUGGAGGUGUGGGCGAUGGGAAGACGUUGAACACGAAAGCAUUUAGAGAAGCAAUUUACAGAAUUGAGCAUUUGAGAAGGAGAGGAGGCUCUCUGCUUUACAUUCCUCCCGGCGAAUUUUUAACUGGACCGUUUAAUCUCACUAGCCGUAUGACUCUUUUCUUGGCUAGAGGCGCCGUGAUCAAAGCCACUACGGAUGUUGGCCAGUGGCCCUUGGUGGCGCCGUUGCCCUCUUAUGGAAGAGGAAGAGAACGGCCCGGAGGAAGGUACAUGAGCUUCAUCCUUGGCAACGGUCUACAUGAUGUGAUAAUCACGGGGGAAAAUGGAACAAUCGAUGGCCAAGGCAGCGUCUGGUGGGACAUGUGGAGGCAAAGAACUCUCGGGUUUACUCGUCCAAACCUUAUCGAGUUCAUGAACUCAAGAGGCAUUAUCAUUUCCAAUGUCAUUUUCAAGAACUCACCCUUUUGGAACAUUCACCCAGUUUACUGCAGUCAUGUUGUGAUUCGAUAUGUAACGAUUCUUGCACCUGCUGACUCUCCCAACACUGAUGGAAUCGAUCCAGACUCGAGCUCGAACAUAUGUAUCGAGGACUCCUUCAUCUCAACCGGGGACGACCUAGUGGCCGUGAAGAGUGGGUGGGACGAAUACGGGAUAGCAUUUGGUCGACCCAGCCACAGCAUCACCAUCAGAAGAGUAACUGGCUCCUCCCCAUUCGCUGGAAUCGCAGUUGGGAGUGAAACCUCGGGCGGCGUGGUGGGCGUCCUAGCUGAGCACAUAACUCUCUACAACAUGGGCAUUGGCAUACAUCUGAAGACCAACAUCGGCAGGGGAGGGGUCGUGAGGAACAUAACUGUGUCGAACGUCUACAUGGAGAACGCCCGGACGGGGAUCAAGAUAUCGGGCGACGUGGGGGACCACCCGGACGAGUACUACAACCGGAACGCCCUCCCGGUUCUCAAGGAUGUGGUGAUCAAGAACGUUUGGGGUGAAAGAGUGCAGCAACCCGGUCUCAUCCGCGGCCUUUGGAAUGCACCAUUCACUGCUAUUUGCCUCUCCAACAUCCAUCUUGGUGGCGCGCGGCCGUGGCAGUGCUCUCAUGUGGUCGGAGCCGCCGUUCAAGUUAGCCCCUCGCCGUGUGCUCAGCUCACCUCCCGCCCGCAGAUAGGUGCGUGCUCCUCUUCCUUCUAAAAUCUGUCUGAUUUGUUGUCAUUUUAUAUGUAAGAAUACUUUAAAUUUUAUUGUGUCAUAGCAAUUGUUAUUUUUCUUGA